Messenger RNA from Juglans regia (Persian walnut), 2962 nucleotides. RefSeq lists its product as uncharacterized. The transcript is spliced from 14 exons. The record is from RefSeq and is a predicted model, not a curated record. The coding region runs from base 323 to 2443 and encodes 706 amino acids. NCBI's taxonomy places the organism in Eukaryota, Viridiplantae, Streptophyta, Magnoliopsida, Fagales, Juglandaceae. Gene Ontology annotation, molecular function: nucleotidyltransferase activity; RNA binding. Gene Ontology annotation, biological process: RNA processing.
GCCCCGAUGUAUCUCUCUCUAUUCUCUCUUCCGGCGCAGACACCGCCACCCCGACGUCUCCUUCUUCCCCUAUAUCCCGUCUCUCUCUCUCUGCUGCUCUCUUCUCUCUCUCCCUCACUCUCCGUCUGUAGAAACGCAGUGCAUUAAAAUGUUACAAGACUCGGCCCCGGGUACAUCAAUUAAAACAACAGUCGCUAUGGCACAGCGCGCGAGAUGAAUUUCAUUUUGUAAUGGGGGUAUUCCUAAGAAGAAACGGCAACGGUGGCUUGUUAUCUCGUCUCAAAGCCCUGGUUAACUUGCAGGCUUUUCUUCUUCUGGAUUGAUGUUUCAUGGGCAGAGAUUUAAACAUACGUCAGCCGAAGAAGGUUCGCAAGCCCAAUUAUACGUGGAUAUGGGUUCUUCAUCUGUAGCCAAUGGAGGCCAUAUUGAUAAGUCGAAAUGGACAAAGUUCGAUUCCAGAAUAUUUGGGAUAAGCCGUUCAAUAAUCCCGCAAGCCUCAUGGGUUGUGUUAAAAAUUCUUAGGAGUGAAGGGUUUCAAGCCUAUCUAGUGGGAGGCUGUGUUAGAGAUUUGCUCCUAAAUAAGACACCAAAAGAUUUUGAUGUGAUUACCACAGCUAAACUUAAGCAGAUCAAGAAACAGUUUCAUCAUGCUGAGAUCGUUGGACGGCGAUUUCCUAUAUGCAAGGUGCAUAUCAAAGGGUCUGUAAUUGAGGUUUCCAGUUUUGAUACAGUGGCAGAACGUGCUGGAGAAAAGGAAAAAGUUUUUUCCUUGAAAGUUCCAAAAGGCUGUGAUGAGAACGACUUCAUACGCUGGAGAAACUCCAUUUGUAGAGACUUCACUAUCAAUGCCUUGUUCUUUGACCCUUUUGCCAACACAAUAUAUGAUUACGCUAAUGGAAUGGUGGACUUAAGAUCCCUAAAGCUGCGAACAUUGAUCCCUGCUCAAUUGUCAUUCAAAGAGGAUUGUGCAAGAAUUUUGCGGGGCUUAAGAAUUGCAGCUCGUUUGGGCUUAUCAUUAUCAAAGGAGACAGAUACUGCAAUUCAUAACCUCUCAUCAUCUGUUCAGAGUUUAGACAAGGGCAGGAUAGGGAUGGAGUUGAACUAUAUGCUGUCUUAUGGAGCUGCCGCACCUUCUCUCUGCUUGCUUCAGAGAUAUAACCUACUUGAAAUGCUACUUCCAUUUCAUGCAGCAUAUCUUCAAGAGGCCAAGCAGAGUGCCAAGAGUUCCACUAUGUUGAUGAAAUUAUUCUUCUAUUUGGAUAAAGUGGUUACUUGUGAUCGACCUUCUGAUUGCAGUCUAUGGAUGGGACUGUUGGCUUUCAACCAGGCAUUAGUAAAUAACCCUCAAGAGGCUCUUGUGAUUUUAACAUUUGCUUCUGUUUUGUACCAUGGAAGCUGGAAGGAAGGUGUUAAAUUUGCCAAAACAAAUGCCCGAAUGCAAGUUAAUUUUGCACCUGAGAUCUUGGGUUCCUCUGAUAUUGAAGCAGAUGAAGAACUUGCUGAAGCCGUUACUCAGUUAGCAUCUUUAGUGCAGGAUUCCAUAGUUGCUUUGACUGAGACAGAAAGUCUUUUCAAAUCAAUGUCCAGAUUCCCAGUUUCUCAGUGCUCUGGUUUUGUAUUUAUUUCAAAGAAGAUGGGGAAAGAUGUCGCUGAAAUUUUCAACGUACUCUUAAAUGAUAUUGAAUCAUACAAUUCUGGAAGAAAGAGUUUUGAGAUUGACUAUCAUUUGCUUGGGAGGGGGUUUCUGAAUGAGACAAGAUUUGUUCUUGGCAAGAUUAUAUUGGAAACCAUGAGUGAAGUUGUUGAAGGAGGAAUGGAGGGUGUCAAGGUGGAGGAAACUCAUCUGCAGCCAGACUUCACCAAGGAGAAUUAUGGUCUGGCACUUUCUGAUUUUGUGAAGCCACGAGUUGUGAAGGAUAGAAAUCAUAAACGUGGCCUGUCUGAAUCUAGUCUUGAACCACAGCACGGGAAGGUGAAGAAACAAAAGUUGGUUAAGAAGAAAAGCAAUAGUCUCUCCAAACAGGAGGUAGAUGAUAUGGUGAAGUGCCUGGAGGUGGGUGAGAAGCAUCAGACAGUAAUCAAGACGGGUCAAUUGCCUCAGGUAGAAGCAAAUAUGACACAGGGAAUCAUGGUAGAGAGGGAAAAUUGUCAAUUGCCGGAGAUGGAGGUUACAAAGGAAAUGCAAGAGGACGUGGAGAAUGUUGAGAAGGAUAAGAGACAUUUGAAGGUGGUGGAGAAGAUGCUAUCUCAGGAUAAGGUAACUAAGAAGGAUAAAGUACUUGGCAGUCGUAAUUUGAGGCGGGAGGCAAAAACGAAGCAGAAAAAGAUGUUAGAGAAGGAAGGAUUGGCUUUCUCAUCUCAGGUGGCGGUCAAAGGUAAACGCGAUGAAGUACUGGUGAAGGAGAAUAGCAGUAAACCUUUACUAUCAAGCUUGUUCAAGUAAAUUUGUCAAUGUUUGUUGUAAAACAUGUGCCAUGCAAUAAGAACGCCAUCACCAGCAAAUGGAAUUGGCGGGUAUCCCUUCUCCCCUCAUUCAUUUAUCUACCUCUCUCGUGUUAUCUGGAUGACUAAACUCACCCCUGACUCGCGAGAGCUGAUGGAAAUAAUCGUUGAAACAUGUAACAGGCGUCUCUGGAGAACUGAAGUGUACUUGGAACUGAGUCAAGUAGCCUAACUGGCGGACGGAGUGGGUCAUGGGUUUACUUUUUCUUUUUGUUCUUUUCUUUAUGUAGUAGUUCAAUUCAGUAAGAGUGAGGAGGUUGUAAAGACUAUUGGGCCUUUGCCUGUAACGCUUAGUAUUGCUUUAUUUAUAGUUUCCGGUUGUUUAGCUCUCAGCCCAUUAAGAGGGCAACCUUAGGCCUAGUAGGUAUGGAGCAUCAUCUGCUCUGAUAGUGAUGGCGUCACCAUAUUGUCAUUUUUUUUUUUUUAAAGAAAAAAAGGGAGAAUUUCAUGGUCGAGUUUU